GUAUUUAUAGGCCAAGGUCGACAUACAACAAAAUUACAAUGUUGGUCAUAUUACAUCAGUUUAGAUGUUCCCUAUCGAGCCUGUGUUGGCGCUCGCCCAUCUUUCUAGUAUGGCCGAUAGAGUCUUGGUCUUUGAUAGUUCUUCACCCGAGGUCGAGUCCUGAUCGUCGGGUUGACACGAUGUCGCCCUUCUUUCUUAUCGUCCCAUUGUUUGACCAGCUCCCUUUGUCUGACCGAGUGCUUUCUGAUCGUCCGUCCGACUUGUCAGAGGAUAAGGGUCACGUCCCAUCCAGCAACUAUAGGGCCCUCACGUCCGACCCACGUGACGCCUCGCUCUUUGCGCUAUUUGGUUCCAUCCUGUGCUUCGCCGCUCUUUUCUCUUUGGUGUAUCAUAGCUUAAGAUCUCUCCACCUAACCCUGUGGAUUAUCUACACCUACAUUUAUGACCCUUCUUUCGCUCGUGUGCUUGGCACGAGGGAAAGAAAAUCAUUCCAUCUUCCCACGUCCUUGAGCAUGCCGAGAAUUCCUCCAUGCGGUUCCCCACUAAACAUCCCUUUAUGACUUGUAACCGCUGCUGUCGGUCAAGACACUUCAUCCUAUAAAUACCCCCAUUUAUGUUCUCUUUCCUCUAUUCGCCAUUUUCAAAGAAACCAAGCGUUGUUCUUUAUUAUUCUUCACCUUCCUUCCUUGCCGACGCCAUUAACUCCAGUGACCCUUUUAUCUUCUCAGUCUUCAUCUUUGCUGUUUCUGUUGGUGAGGUUUGCGACAGUCGUGGUUGGUUCUUCUUUUUACUUCUCUCUCCAUCAAAGUUCAUAUCUCUCUAUUCGCUUUCUGCCAUGGCUACUUCUUCUCCGUCAAUGACUGAAAAAAGGGAUGAUAAGAGAGUCUCCAAAGACUUGUCUGAUGAGUUUAUUGAACAGUUGAAGGAAGAAUUCGGUCUUCAAAACAAUGAAGUGACCCUAGUCUCGGGCCAAACGGGUGUGUUGAAGAAGACUGAUGUCGAUAAGCAUGAGAAGUCGUCCGAGGCGGUCAUCGUCACUCGUGGGAAGUUGGAACUUGGCCUUCGCUUUCCUCUAUACAACCCUGCCAUCCCUUUCUACUAUGAGGUAUUGUCGCAGCUUCGUCCGUAUCGGGCCUUGACUCAGUGGAAUGGCAACACUUUCCGUCUGAUGAAUGAGUGGAGAGACCGAGGCGAGGGUCACGGAUCUACGGCCGAUUGGUCGACCUAUAAGCCUGGAGACGCUCACGAUUACACUUCUGCCAAUUUUAUCGUGAACUACCGGAGCGGGACGGCUACCAAUGGCGACCUUGCUGGUUUUGCUGCUAUCCCUCACCAUCAGAAAUCUAUGCCCGAGGGUGUUGACAGAUUGAUGCUAGAUGAUGAUCCCCUUGGUAAAGGUUCCAACAAGCGUGCUCGCCACACCAAUGACCCAUACUGGGACCGAGUUCCACUUCUUGUUCGCGGCAAAGUUUUGCAUGGUAGCUUUCCUCCUCCUCAAUUUCCUGCAGCCUUAUCCAUUCUGGGUGAUUAACGAUGAUAGGGUUAAGCCUCAGGGCGAGUCUACCAAAUCAGCUUCUAUUUCCAAGAAGAGGAGUGCUGGCACAAGGGUCGAGGAGGAUCAGGGGAAGAAAUUCCCUUAACGCGAGGAUGAAGAUGUUGGAGGAUCAGAUACUCAUGGUAGUGAAAGUUUGGUUCCAAGGCGUAAUCCUUCUCUGGGGAAGGUGGUGGCAAAGGGCGUGGUGUUGAAAAUCUCGGACGUUGUGAUCGAUAUCCCCGAUCAAGAUGAUGAGGACGAUAUAUUAGGGGACGAUCAUCUGUUUGAUGAGGAUGCUGGUGGUCAGAAGGAAGCAUAGGUUUGUGUGGAGACUGCUGUUGUGACUCCUGUCGUGCAGUCUGGUGAUCAGGGGCCGACCCAAACAUCACUCCAAAAGUUGCCCCAGAAGGAUGUUGGGUCUCCCUCGGGUGUUCAGACGUCCUUUACCAUAUCUGGCCCUAUUUGUGAUUCACUUGGCGCAUUGCACUCUGAGGAGUUCGGCUCCUAUACUGAUGAGCAGAUGAUUGCUGUUGUGCCCCUGUAUCGUGAUAUCGCGCCGGUUUUUGAUAAUUUGGCGUUGAAUCGGUCGAGGUUGGAGGCUGCUCUCAGUCGACAGGAGAUUAGGAUGUUGGAGGCUGCUCUUCAGCAGGAGAAGGAACGAUCUCGCGAUCUGGAUAUCAAACUCGCCGAUGCGCAAGCCGAGCAGGGUCGUGUCAAGGUUAUGGAGCGAGAUGUACAAAAUAUCGGGCAGGAGGUGGAGUAGUGGAAGAAGGCCGGAGGUGAGGUGAAGGUUAAGCUCCAUGCCGCCGAGGCGAGGUCCGAGAAGCUUUCUCAGCAGAUUGUGGACGAGAGAAAUGCUCAUCAGAGCGAGCUUGCUGAGGAGAACAAGGCCGGUGUGAACGAUUACAUCGCGCAAAAGUGCCGUGAGGUUGCUCAGAGAAAGGGGGGAGCCGGUGUUGUUCCACCCCGGAGUUGAUCAUGUCUUUUGUAGUGCCGCGCCACUAAUUUGCCCUUUGUCGCGGGUUGUAAUUCGUUUGAACACUUGACCCAUGCUUCUUUGAACAACUUCUUUGAAUGGGGUGCUGCGUCUCCAAGCUUGUUUUUCUUUUUUCUUUUCCUUGACAAUU
Papaver somniferum (opium poppy) is the source of this 2661-nucleotide messenger RNA. RefSeq lists its product as uncharacterized. The transcript is spliced from 6 exons. Lineage: Eukaryota; Viridiplantae; Streptophyta; Magnoliopsida; Ranunculales; Papaveraceae. Bases 614 to 1531 code for a protein of 305 amino acids. The record is from RefSeq and is a predicted model, not a curated record.